This is a messenger RNA of Acomys russatus (golden spiny mouse), 1307 nucleotides long. It is a transcript of the gene Znhit2, whose product is annotated as zinc finger HIT-type containing 2. Lineage: Eukaryota; Metazoa; Chordata; Mammalia; Rodentia; Muridae. The record is from RefSeq and is a predicted model, not a curated record. The coding region runs from base 69 to 1247 and encodes 392 amino acids. The transcript has a single exon.
CCGAAGAAGCGCCGGAAGUGGCGGAGCUGCUACGGGGGAGUGGUACCCAACUCACCGCGCCAGUUGCCAUGGAGCCCGCGGGGCUCUGCGCCUUCUGCCCGGCCGGGGAAUCGCUGCCCGCGCGCUACACCUGCCCGCGGUGCAACGCUCCCUACUGCUCUCUGCGCUGCUACCGGGCGCAUGGCGCCUGCGCUGAGGACUUCUUUCUUCUACGCGACCAGGUGCUGCGAGAGCUCCGUGGCCGGAGCGCUUCGCCCAGCCGACUGGCGGGCGCACUUCGCCGGCUGCGUGAACAACGCGAGGCCGAGGAUGAGCCGGAGGAAGCAGGACUCAGGCCCGGCGCGGGGCCGGGCGGCCUUUCUGGACUCUGGGAACGCUUGGCGCCACCUGAGAAGGCGGCGUUCGAGCGGUUGCUGAGCCGAGGAGAAGCCGGACGUCUUCUGCCCCCUUGGCGGCCCUGGUGGUGGGGCCGCGGUACCGGCCCGCGUUAUCUGGAGGAGUUGGAUGGUGCCCCGGGCGGGGAUCUUUUGGCUCCAGAGUCCGCCCCUGUGAGGACCACAGUGGAACCACUUGCUGAAAACGACGGUGCCGCCGCGCCGCCCUCAGUGCCCGUUCGGAUCCCAGCGCUGGCCAGCUUGAGCCGCAGCCCGGCCUCGCCACUCGUGCGCUUCCAGCUGCCUAACGUACUGUUCGCCUACGCUCACACUCUCGCCCUGUAUCACGGAGGGGACGACGACGCGCUGCUCUCUGACUUCUGUGCCACACUGCUCGAUGUUUCUGGAGCCCUGGGAGCCCAGCAGGUCUUUGACUCUACGGAGCAAGCCCUGCAGGCCGCAGCCCACGUGCUGGAAGCUGGCGAGCACCCACCUGGGCCCCUGGGUACUCGGGGUGCUAUGCAAGAGGUUGCCCGUAUCCUGCUGGGUGAGGGUCCUAUUAAUCAGAAGGGCUACACGCUGACAGCACUGGGGCACCUGGCUCGGACCCUGGGCCGAGCCCGGAAACAGGCCGUGGUUGGCGAAGAGCGAGAUCGUCUUUAUAGAGCCCGGAAGAAGUGCCAGUUCCUGCUAGCGUGGACCAACGAAAACGAGACUGCCCUCACACCCCUGGCACUAGACUGUGCCAGGACCCACCGAGCCCAUGCUGUGACUGCCGAGGAGAUGGCAUCCCUUACUGGAGAGCUGGAGCGGCUUUGGGGAGGCCCAGUGCCACCUGCUCCAAGGACUCUAAUUGAGGAGCUUCCUGGCUGAGCUGGCUAUCCAUGUCAUUAAUAAAGAUGUGACUGGUCUGCCCAGAUGUUAGCAGCACCU